CUGGAGCGUGGACUGCGAGGCCUCAGCGAUGGGCCUUCGUCGUUUCUGCAUUAGUGGAUAGGUCCGAUCACUCGUUCAAGUAUGGCAGCACAAUCAGGCCUCCACGCAGCUGCAAAGGAUGGUCGACAGGAUCGCAUCACAGCCGCAUUGAGCAAUGGUGAGGACCCGUCGUCUCUUGACCAUGCCGCAUGGACAGCUGCAGAGUACGCAGCCUAUUAUGGCCAUGUUGGGCGCUUAGACGAGCUGCAGCCGCCGAACCUGCAGGACAACGCCGCUGAACUCGCUUUCUGUGAAGGCGAUGAUGUGAACUGGCUGAGCGGCUACGAGAACAAGUCACCCAUUGACAGUAACGUCAUCAUCGUCAACUUCGGGCCCCUCGACAGCGUCAACGAUGAGCGUGUGGUUGAGGUCAGCUCUUUGGACGAUCCGCUUACGCUGGAAGUUGAUAUCAAAGGAGGCAGUGGUGAUAAGUAUACCUUACACCUUCCAGCGACGAGAGCUACGAUCUACCAACCAUGUAUCUUUCGAACUUCGGACGUGAGCGAGGCGAAGCUCCUCUUCAGGCUUCAUCGGCAAGGCGGCUCGGCGGACAACAUCAUCAGUUCCGGCAUUGCAUUAGUCGAAAGCCUGAAUCAGCCUGACCUCGAAGAUGUUCGUCGAUAUCAUAGGGUCCCGUUACAAGCCACGCAUGGAGACUUGAGUUUUGCCGGCCAUGUGAACUUCUACCUGCAGGUGAUCAAGCCAUACGCAGGCGCAACGGAAGCGCCAACCAACAAGCCCGCAGGCAUGGACUUUAGGAACCGCAUAGGAGGGCACCGAGGUUUGGGACAGAACAAACAAGGGUGGAAGUUCUUACAGAUGGGAGAGAACACCAUCGAAUCCUUCAAAAUGGCUCACCAACUAGGAGCCGGAUUCGUGGAGUUCGAUGUCCAAGUCACCAAGGAUCUGAUACCUGUAAUCUAUCACGACUUUUUGCUCAGCGAGACAGGUACUGACGCUCCAAUCCAUACCGUCUCUUACGAACAGUUCAUGGCGGCUAGCAAGCUGCAAUUCUCGCCCGCCCGACGCGACCGGAGAGUAGCCGAUGACAGUACCCUUGCCCAACCGCAAAUGGCAGACUUCAGUGCCCGUAUGGGGCACACGCUCGAGUACAAAGCCAAAGGCUUCAAGCCAAACACUCGUGGAGUCUUCAUUCAAGACUCCUUCACCACGUUCAAGGAGACUCUCUCGCAGGUUCCCUCGGACGUCCCGUUCGACAUCGAGAUGAAGUAUCCCAUGCCCUUUGAAUGCCGCGAUCACAAUAUGAGCACUACUUGGCUCGAGCUUAACGUCUUCAUCGACACUGUUUUGAGCACAAUCUUCGCCCACGCCGGCAAGCGACGGAUCAUGUUCUCAUCCUUCAGUCCCGAACUCUGCAUCGCCUUGUCACACAAGCAGAACCACUACCCUGUCUUUUUUCUGAGCGACGUAAAGGCUGCUCCUGGAGUUGAUGAUCCAAGGGCAAGCAGUCUGCGGGAUGCCGUGCACUUUGCGAGGCGGUGGGCUCUACCGGGCAUUGUGGUGGAGUCGAGCCCUCUUAUCGACUGUCCAAGGUUGGUCAAGUAUGUGCAUGGGUUCGGGCUGCAGUGCGCCACGUAUGGUGGGAGGAAUAACGAGCCACAAUGCACGCAGGUACGUGACCGCACAUAGCCUGAACGACGAUGCUUGGACGGCUGACAUGUUGUGUCCAGAUCCAACUUGAUGCAGGGCUCGACGGCGUGUGCGUGGACCGAGUGCACCUCAUCGCGAAGCACUGUAAG
This is a messenger RNA of Baudoinia panamericana UAMH 10762, 1799 nucleotides long. RefSeq lists its product as uncharacterized. Gene Ontology annotation, biological process: glycerophospholipid catabolic process. The transcript has a single exon. Bases 82 to 1689 code for a protein of 535 amino acids. Lineage: Eukaryota; Fungi; Ascomycota; Dothideomycetes; Mycosphaerellales; Teratosphaeriaceae. The record is from RefSeq and is a predicted model, not a curated record. Gene Ontology annotation, molecular function: glycerophosphocholine phosphodiesterase activity.